Molecule: messenger RNA, 1564 nt
Organism: Xenia sp. Carnegie-2017
Lineage: Eukaryota; Metazoa; Cnidaria; Anthozoa; Malacalcyonacea; Xeniidae
Product: zinc carboxypeptidase-like
Exons: 10
Coding region: 146-1459 (437 amino acids)
Biological process (GO): proteolysis
Molecular function (GO): zinc ion binding; metallocarboxypeptidase activity
Source: RefSeq, a predicted model, not a curated record
GGACUGAGGUCAAAGUUCGUCAUUUCUCACCCCCACACCCCCCGGUAUAUUUGCUUGACUGAUCAACUUGCAACAACCUGUCAAUAAGUGUAACACAAACUUGUCACUUUCGUCCCAUAUAAGAUCAUUUUCAUUUAAUACAAAUAUGGAAAAUAAGAACGUAAAGGUAGUUCUCGUUUAUGUAAUUAGCCUUUUAGUAUGUAUGAUAAGUUGUUAUUCAAAUUUAGAACUGUUAGAAAAACAACAAUCUGGGCAGAAAAAAUACGAAGGGCAUAAAGUAGUUCGUGUCUUUCCAAAAACAAAACAAGAUAUCGAUUUAAUCAAGUCUUUGGAAGAAGAUCCAAAUAUUGAGGUAGACUUUUGGUCAAGAACCAGAAACAUUGAUAUUCAUGUGACACCAGAAGACUAUUUUAAACUCGAAGGGUAUUUUCAAAAUUGGAAAAUCAAGAGUCAUAUAUUAAAUGAUAAUCUUCAAAAAAGUUUUGACGAAGAAGAAAAAGGAUAUUAUCGACAUAAUGAAGAAUGGCAUUCAAAUUAUCAUAAUUUUGAUGAGAUUAUGCAAAAGAUGAAUAGCUUGCACGAGUUCGGUCGAACUACGAUAGUAAAUAUUGGUAAUUCUUAUGAAGGAAAAGAGAUUCGUGGUCUUCAGAUUUCAAACGGUAAAGGAAAUAAUGACAAACAAAAAAUUGUUGUUAUUUGUGGUCUACAUGCGAGAGAGUGGAUAUCUCAUGCCACCUGUAUGUACAUUAUGGAAAAUAUGGUCAUGCAAUACGGUAAAAAUUUCAACAUAACGAAAAUGGUUGAUCGUUUUGAUUGGGUUAUUUUUCCAGUAAUGAAUCCGGACGGUUAUAUUUAUUCUUGGAAAAAGGAUCGUUUGUGGAGGAAAAAUCGUCAACCAAAUCCUAAUUCAUUAUGCAAUGGUACUGAUCUUAAUAGGAACUGGGAUUACGAAUUCGGAGGAUCUGGUUCAAGUAAAAAUCCUUGCAGUGAACUUUAUCAUGGAAAAGCUCCGUUUUCUUCUCCUGAAGUGAACGCAAUUGCAAGCUAUACUAAAAGAUUUAAGGAGAAAAUUUUUUGUUUCCUUGAUAUUCAUUCAUACAGUCAACUACUUAUGUAUCCAUGGAGUUACAGUAAAGAUGCUGAGGCCAAAGACAAGAUUGAACUGCACAACGUUGCAGUAAAAGCAGUUAAAGCAUUGACAAGUUACUAUGGAACAGACUUUGAAACAGGACCUGGUGCUGUUGUUAUAUAUGAAGCUUCGGGAUGCAGUAAAGAUUGGGCCUAUGGUUCCAUGGGAAUCAAAUAUUCUUACGUUUUUGAACUACGUGAUACUGGUAAACAUGGCUUUCUUUUACCGAAAAAAUAUAUUGUACCAACGGCCGAAGAAACACUUGCUGCUUUUCAUAGUAUUGCCAUUAAUAUGAAUGAUUAUGAAAAUAAAAUAACGGAAGCUAUAUGAGAGAUGAUGUAUAAUAAUUUUGAUGUGAAAAUACUAUAUUGAUAUUUAUAAUUAUUGGACCAAUAAAAGCUUUUCCAGCAGGACUCUGGAAUUUCGUUCAAAUUA